Molecule: messenger RNA, 1350 nt
Organism: Triticum turgidum subsp. durum (durum wheat)
Lineage: Eukaryota; Viridiplantae; Streptophyta; Magnoliopsida; Poales; Poaceae
Source: the annotation of a GenBank genome assembly
AUGCCUCCUCAAAGGGCGAGGAGGGGUCGCAGGCAUGGGGGUAAUCCCAGGACUCAGGAAGAUAAGGAUCAGCUUAGGGUCCAACAACUCAUAACCGCUACACUCUAUGCCACUACUACGAGGGAGAAAAGGAGUAUUAGAGAGGAGGCCAAGACUAUGGGAGAGAGUGAGAAAUACGUAAACAUUUUUGCAAACAGUCAGAUUCAAGGUGUGGGUGUGAUCAGCUAUGCUUUACUGAAUAAAAACAACUUGCUUGCCACUUGUUUACUGGAAUAUCUUCAUUCCGACCCAAGCUCUAGGCUUCAUGACGAGGCUGGACGAACUCCCCUGCAUUUUGCUGCCAUAGGUGGAAACAUUGUUCUGAUGGACAGUCUGGUGAACACUCAUCACGUUGAUGUGAAUGCAACAGAUAAUUCAGGGUUAAUUCCAUUGCAUUUGGCAGUUUUCUAUGAUAAUACUGAUGCUCUACUUGAACUGAUGAGGCUGGGAGCAACCAUUGAGGGGAAUACUUGUUUUGGGAAGGCUAUCCACGGCGCUGCCUUUUUAGGAAGUCUUGGGGCUAUUAAAGCUAUUCACCAGGAUUUCCCCAAUGAGGUAAACAUUGCUAGUGCUGGAAAUUUCACGCCACUUAUUUGUUCCCUGUUCGGCACUUCAGUUGACUGUCAGAACUUUCUUGCAGGGGUAUCUGAUGUGGGUACUCUUCCCUUGUUCACCAAAGUGGCAUUGGUUAAAACCAAUGAGGCUGAAGCUCAUGCUCUUAUGAAAACGCUUUUAAACCAUGGAGCAGAUGUGAACAUAUUGGACCAGGAUUUUCUUGAAGAACCAGCAUUGGUCAUCGCCGCCAAAAACAAAUGGAAUCUGGUCAUCGACCUUUUAUUUGAUAGAACAGAACAGAUAGCUGGCAUAGAGGACUGGACCGUUGCAAAUUUACUCAGCCAUGUCCAGACAGAAGAUUUCUUGCAUGAGGACCGUUUGAGGAAAGCAAAUAAAGUCCAGCAGCUGCGCCCCAGAAUAAUUGUUGAACUGGAAGCUAGAAAUGUUGUUGUCGCGACCUAUCUUUGCAAGGCUUUAAAAUCUGAUAUGGAUGAAUGGGACUGGAGCAACAUCAGCAGUCUAUGCGACCUCUGUGUACAUUUUGGAAUAUCGUCAUCUGAAUAUGAAAUAACAGUGGAAUGUAUUUCUAUGUACAUGAGUGCUUAUUUCUCAAAAGAGCAAUAUGAUAAGGCUCUUUUAGCUAUAAAGGCUUGUCUUGCUCUGGAACCGGACAACCAGGAAUUCAUCAGACUCCACACAAUGGUGAAAAGGUUAUCUGAAGAGAAUACAGCGAGUACAAGUGGGCCUUCGCAGUAA